AUGGAAACUGUCAGAACAACUACACAGCCAACCACUACAACUACACAGCCAACCACUACGACUACACAGCCAACCACUACGACUACACAGCCAACCACUACAACUACACAGCCAACCACUACAACUACACAGCCAACCACUACAACUACACAGCCAACCACUACAACUACACAGCCAACCACUACAACCUCUAAGCAAACCACAACCACUACAGAUCCAAUCACAACCACUACAGAUCAAAUCACAACCACUACAGAUCCAAUCACAACCACUACAGAUCCAAUCACAACCACUACACAUCCAACCACAACCACUACAGAACCAACAAUAACCACUACAGAACCAACCACAACCACUACAGAACCAAUCACAACCGCUACAGAACCAACCACAACCGCUACAGAACCAACCACAACCGCUACAGAACCAACCACAACCACUACAGAACAAACCACAACCACUACAGAACAUACCACAACCACUACAGAUCCAAUCACAACCACUACAGAACCAACCACAACCGCUACAGAACCAACCACAAUCACAACACAACCAACCACAACCACUACACAACCAACCACAGCCACUACACAACCAACCACAGCCACUACAGAACCAACCACAACUACCACAGAACCAACCACAAUCACUACACAACCAAUCACAACCACUACAGAACCAACCACAACCACUACACAACCAACCACAGCCACUACAGAACCAACCACAACUACCACAGAACCAACCACAACCUCUACACAACCAAUCCCAACCACUACAGAACCAACCACAACUACCACAGAACAAACCACAAUCACUACACAACUAAUCACAACCACCACAGAACCAACCACAACCACUACACCAACGCAACACUCAUCUAAUACAACAACCGUACAGACAACCACCUCUACAAUUACACAGCUAGACAAUACAACAACCACUCAAUCUAUCACAACACCUACGUUGACAACGAUAUCAACUUUAGCCAUGACAACCAUUUCAACAACAAUGUCAUCAGCUACUGCGGCUGCAACAACAUCAUCUUCAGAGCUGAAAAGCCUCAGAGAGCCUUUGAAAUAUUUCGAUAAAGAGCUGAAAAGCCUCAGAGAGCCUUUGAAAUAUUUCGAUAAAGAGCUGAAAAGCCUCAGAGAGCCUUUGAAAUAUUUCGAUAAAGAGCUGAAAAGCCUCAGAGAGCCUUUGAAAUAUUUCGAUAAAGAGCUGAAAAGCCUCAGAGAGCCUUUGAAAUAUUUCGAUAAAGAGCUGAAAAGCCUCAGAGAGCCUUUGAAAUAUUUCGAUAAAGAGCUGAAAAGCCUCAGAGAGCCUUUGAAAUAUUUCGAUAAAGAGCUGAGAAGCCUCAGAGAGCCUUUGAAAUAUUUCGAUAAAGAGCUGAAAAUCUUGAACUCUGCGAGCUUAACAAAAGUGAUUGAUUCCUGUCAGAAGAACAUCCUGACCUCAGUCUCGCUUUGGAACCCAGACCUGAUUUACUGCGCCGUUCAGUGCUUCAACUUUGAAAAUUGUUCAGGCGUCAACUACUGGGAGGCAACUCAGAGGUGUGACAUUGUGUCGGACAACAUUGCCAGCAAUGUAGUAUCUGGGACUACAUUAACCACAACAACGACCGCAGUGCCGACCACUACAUCAACUAAACAGUCAACCACUACAACAAUACAACCAACCACUACAACAACACAACCAACCACUACAACAACCACACAACCAACCACUGCAAGCACACAGCCUGCCACUACAACCAAACAACUAACCAUUUAUACAACUACUACUUCAAACACAGAACCAACCACAGAGCCAACCACAUCAACAACCACAGAUCCAACAACUACAUCAACUACAGAGCUCUCCACUACAACAAUCAAAGAGUCAACCAUUACAUCAACCACAGAGCCAACCACUAAAUCAACCACUGAUCCAACCACUACAACAACCACAGAGCCAACCACUUCAACAACCACAGAGCCAACCACUUCAAAAACCACAGAACCAACCACUACAACAAUCACAGAACCAACCACUACAACAACCACAGAGCCAACCACUACAACAACCACAGAACCAACCACUACAACAACCACAGAGCCAACCACUACAACAACCACAGAGCCAACCACUACAUCAAGCAUUAAGCUCACCACUACAACAACCACAGACCCAACCACUACAACAACCACAGACCCAACCACUUCAACAACCACAGACCCAACCACUACAACAACCACAGAGCCAACCACUACAUCAACAAUAGAGCCAACCACCACAUCAACCAUAAAGCUCACCACUACAACAACCACAGACCAAACCACUUCAACAACCACAGAGCCAACCACUACAACAACCACUACAUCAACUUCACAACUAGUAACUACAAACACACCAACCACAGAGCCAGCAACUUUAACAAGCAUACAGCCUAACGCUUUAUCAACUAGUAUAACCAAGUCUUCACAAUCUUCAGCAUUGACCACCAUUUCCACAGCAUCGCCAGCAGCAUCUCCUGCUGUUACCAUACCGUUUUCAGAAAUAAACUCUGCAAGCUUAACAAAAGUGAUUGAUUCCUGUCAGAAGAACAUCCUGACCUCAGUCUCACUUUGGAAUCCAGACCUGAUUUUCUGCGCCGUUCAGUGCUUCAGCUAUGAAAAUUGUGCAGGCGUCAACUACUGGGAGACAACUCAGAGGUGUGAGAUUGUAUCGGACAAUAUUGUCAGCAAUGUCGCCAACAUUCCAGGAUGUCAAUACUUUGUUAUAGAGAAAUGAAUUAGCUCAUUAUUUAACCCUUAAAGUGCUGAGCAGUUUUACAAUCAGUGCAUACAAAAUGGAAUUACAAUUAUGAUGUUUAGAGGCUAAGCUACCACAUGCAUUUUAAGGGUUAACUAAUAGUUUAGAAACCAUUUAAUACAUCCACUAAAGAGAUAUAAACAUCAAGUUCAUUCAAAUUAUUGCAUAGGAUAAAUUAAGGUUUUGAACAAGAUCUAAAACUGAUAUUUAGACGAGAUCUCAUUCCCCUGUUGUAAAGAUUGAUAGACUGCGGUUAAAUUGAAAAUGAUAAAUAACUCUACAAUAUUUCCCGUUACUAUUAUUUGUACAAAAAAAAAAUAUGUACAAAUGCUCCUUCUUCCUUAGUGCUAUUAGAGCAUGGCCGGCCAGGAAAACCAGUGACUUGGCUGAAUUUAGCUCAAUGGUUAAUAUGCAUGACUAGAUUGACUAGGGACACGCGUAGGACGUAAUUAUUUUUUUUUUUUGAAGUAACAUCUGUAUUUUAUAAUAUAAGUCUAGCCUUUAUUUUUAAUUGUUUUAUUAUGAUCCCUCUAUGUGCGUUCUAACUCGAAUUCUUCAUAACUCUACAAAAUAUAGCCCUAUUGAUGUUAUUAUUACAGCUUUUAUAACCCUAACCCUACUUUCAUUCUUAUAGCAUCAUGCUCAGAGCACUUUUGGUCCAAUCUCAUUUGUGGACCAGUGGGGGGGGGGGGGGAGGGGGUAUCUAGGAGUUGGUUUUCCGUGCUGCCUUUGGGCGCUCAGUAAACACAACUCUGCGCGAGUCGGGUGUCGAACCUCGAGCCCCCUUCUAGGUAGCCAAACCAAGCCAAGUUCAAGCGCACUUGGCCUCUCGACCACACUUCGAUUGGUAUUUAUAAAGGAUUGAAGUAUACCUAAGUAUACGGAUUGAGGCUUUUACAUUAUUACGAAAAGUGAGUCACGUCGCACCGUGGGCCUAUUUAUUAUAGAAAUUCUACACAAUCUUUUGUGUAUUCCUGGCCUUAUUGGAAUGCCAAGCGACCCUUUGGAAAUCUGUCCAUCGGCCCAUUUGGAUACCGGACCACCGGGCAUUCACCCGGAUGCCCACAUAGCCAGUCCGCCGCUGUUGAAAACGAUUUUAUGCUCUCUUUAAUUCGUAGAUGGAAGUUCUAAACAACAGUCGUUGAUUAGCGAUAUCUUAUCUUAUCUUAUCUAUUGGCCUUAGGCAUAAGCAAACUGGGCAACCUCUUAGGGCCUCCGAUUGGUAGGUGCCUCGCACAGGAAUAAAAAAACAUAUAUUUAAAAAAAUUCAAAAUGAGAUCAAACCUCAAACAAAGCUCAAUGUCUGAUUGAUUAAAAAAAACAGCAACCACUUUUUUUUUGUGUGUUAAUUGUUUAAUUAUGUACUCUGUGGUAAGGGGGGCUCGAAUAAUCUUUUCGCCAUUCCUUCUUAAAAUGCUAGCAAAGCAAAUUCAAAAUAAGCUUCUAAGACACCAAGCUACAAGAAAGUUAUUCCCUACGCAGGUACCUGACUAAUACGCUUUUGAAAAGUAUUUAAAUAAAUUAUACAAUCAUAAUCAUAUGUAACAAUGCUUGUCAAUUCUUUGAAUUAAAAAAAAAAACUUAACUAGAAAAAUAUAAAAAUACUU
Biomphalaria glabrata is the source of this 4400-nucleotide messenger RNA. RefSeq lists its product as uncharacterized. The coding region runs from base 1 to 2772 and encodes 923 amino acids. NCBI's taxonomy places the organism in Eukaryota, Metazoa, Mollusca, Gastropoda, Planorbidae. The record is from RefSeq and is a predicted model, not a curated record. The transcript is spliced from 6 exons.